AUGGAAAAAAAUAAUAGGUAAUAAAGACCCAGAGAAAUCACAAGUAUAACAUAAUUUUAUAAAAGAAUUAUAAAAAUUAAAAAAAAGAAAGAAUAACCUUAAUGUUUAAGAAGUAUAUAUGGUAAAUCCUUAAUAAAAAAUGAAUUACAUGGAAGUGAUAAUAUGAUAGACGCAAAUAAAGAAAGGGAUAUUUUUAAAUUCCCAAUUCCUUAAAAAAUACCUGUUUUUAAAUUCGAAAAAAUGAAAUUAACUAUUGAAACUAUAUAGAAGUUCAUUUUUCCUCCAAAUUUAGAACAUGUAAAUAUAAAUGAAAGGUUAGAUAUUUUUGCCCUAUAUGGACCUGUUUUGAACCAUCAUUCAGUCGAUAAAUGCUUUUGUGUAUAGUGUUCGAGAUUAGGGAAGGAACUACUUGAUUUGGUUAGAUAGGAAAAAAUCUUUGAGUAGAAAUAAAGAUUAGGAAUUUCAACUAAAAAUGAUGAGACUAUUAAAAGAUUGGAAAUGUCUAUGAGUACUUCUAGUAAAGGUUCAAAAAUGAAAAGUAAAAUAUAUGUACCGGCUAUUAGAUUAUUAGAUGAGGAAGUAAUAUAUAUAUAUAUAAAUAUAUAUAUAUUAUAUAAAAAGAAUAUUUAAAGUAUUUAUAAUUAAUUAUGUGAUAAAUGUAAAUUACAUUGUGAUUGUUAUGCUCAUUUGGUUGGAGGGAGAAAUUGCUAUCAUAUUUUGUCCGAUUAAGAAAUAUAAGAAUUAGCUAAAGAAAUUAAUAGGUAAGAGUUAUUAGAUUUACUUAUUAUUGAAAAAGGAAAUGCGGCUAAUAUAAUGAUUGAGAAUAUUAGUUUAGUGGAACCUGAGAAUUUAUAAUCUAGUAGGGAACUUAUGAAAGUUUUAUUUAAAAAUGCACCAACAGAUUAUUACGAUAGAUAUGAUUUUUACGAUUUAUAAUAGCUAAUUCUAGAAGAUAGAAGAAUUAGAAUAAAUGCAUGGAUUUCUUAGAUUAUUGGAAAGCCUAUAGAUAGAUUUAAAAAUCCAAAAUUAGUUGAUAAAACUAUAAAUAAUUCAUAAAGAUAAAAUUUAAAAAGUUACAAUUUUACUUUAAAUAGAAAUUUACCUCUUAAAAUGAUUACUAAAAAAGAAAAUAUUACUUAUACACCUAUUGAAUUUCCUAAAACACUUAUUGAUAAACCUAAAUUAUAACAGAAUGAAGAAAGUUUUGCUUUAUUGUAAAAGUUACAUAGAUAUACUACUUAAAUACUGAGUGUGGAUAAUUUAAACUAAAAUGUUUCUUCUUAUAAAAUCAAUGUAUUUAUGUUACGUAAUUAUAAUGAGGGAAGACAUGGAUCUUGGUAAAAUUAUUGUAGUUUAAAUAAAACUAGAAAGGGUAGUUAUGUAAAAACACUUAUUUAAUAAAAAUAAGAUGAGAGAAAUAGAAAUUUAUGA
Molecule: messenger RNA, 1431 nt
Organism: Ichthyophthirius multifiliis
Lineage: Eukaryota; Ciliophora; Oligohymenophorea; Hymenostomatida
Product: nucleoside diphosphate kinase family protein, putative
Exons: 3
Source: RefSeq, a predicted model, not a curated record